This is a messenger RNA of Bipolaris sorokiniana ND90Pr, 1070 nucleotides long. RefSeq lists its product as uncharacterized. The record is from RefSeq and is a predicted model, not a curated record. Bases 1 to 651 code for a protein of 216 amino acids. The transcript has 4 exons. Lineage: Eukaryota; Fungi; Ascomycota; Dothideomycetes; Pleosporales; Pleosporaceae.
AUGACGCUGGCACUGACGAUGCUUCUGCUGCUGCCGGUGAUGCUGCUGCUGGCAAUGCGGCCAGGACCGGGCGGUGAUGCGGCAGGGCAGGCGGUGCAAGGCGGUGACGGUCGACUGCUGGCGGCACCGCCGACGCUCUCGCACAUGUCCGAAGUACCUAUCUUUUUUUUGCUUGCAAAAACUGGCAAUGCCGGCUAUAAUUCGCCCUGCCCGACCAGCCGGCCCAUGUACUACAUACAUACUACCGUCCGUCUAAAAGAAAAGGUUCGCCUCUCUGCGGAGCGGAGCAUGCAGGGCACAGGAGAUGGGUUUCGUCGCUGGACGUCCGUAACGUCCUCGUCGGCGCGAUUGGAGAGGGAGGGCGAUCAAGUGAAGCAUGGUGAGGAGCAUUACGCAAGUGCCCGGCAUGUCCGAUAUGGACCAACACCCGACGCUCAUGCUCAUGCUCAUGCUCAUGCUCAUGCUCAUGCUCAUGCUCAUGCUCAUGCUCAUGCUCACGCAUUUUCAGCUCGACAGGGUUCUGCCAAGCUAGCCGCCCCACUGAGUCGACCACAACCGGCUUUCUCCUUCCGAGCCCCCACGACUCAUCCAUUGCCUGUCCCUCGUCCCUCACCCAGGGCCUGUCCUCGCACCCACCUACGCACAACAUGACGCUCACGAUGCAGAAUCGUCAUAUCCUAUGACUGUUGAUGCAAACAUUUCCUCCAUCCGGCCGCGUUUCGCUACACGCUGGCAGGGCACCGCCCGCCAUGGGCUCCAUCCAUGUAGCUAUCGUGACAGAGCCCGAUGACUCACUCAUGGCAAGCAAACCUGCACUUGCAACAAGAAAAAUAAUCUAGCCCGUCUUGUUUUGACCGCACUUGCGCGGCGCUGCCCUCUCAUCUCGAGCGCUACCAAACUUCUCCUACCCCAAAUCCUUUCCCGCGCUGCAACCUUGUAUCUCUAGUCCAAUACCCCCCAGCUUUCCCCUUGUCCAUCCUCAAGUCGUGGUGGGCAGUAAUGCAGGUGCACCGCAAGCCAUUGUGACUGCCAACCCAACGGUCUCUCUCUAGAGACGGGUUGCUAUCACC